Molecule: messenger RNA, 861 nt
Organism: Paraglomus occultum
Lineage: Eukaryota; Fungi; Glomeromycota; Glomeromycetes; Paraglomerales; Paraglomeraceae
Source: the annotation of a GenBank genome assembly
AUGAUUUAUUAUGGAAAAAAUUAUCUCAGGAAAUUAGAAUCGCUUGCUAUUUUGGAUCGAGUAUAUAAACGUGAAAUAAAAAACAUCGCCAUACAAGAAGAAGUUGGGCGAGCUGAAGAUAUUGGAGAAAAAACUAGAAAAACGCAAGCAAGCACAGAGGGCUCAAAAGCUGAAGAAAGGGUUGACUCCGAUGAUCUAAGCGAAAAACGACAACGGAUAACUAGGAGUAUGCGGAUGCGAAAAAUGAAAUCGUAUACAAAUUCAAUAACAGGUUCCGAAUCUUAUGGAUUAUCCGAAAACAAUGAAAAAAAUGAAUACAUCCAAAAUAAUAAGAAGCAAAACAAGAAAUCGUUAAAAGAUUUACUUGGUGAUGAUCUUCAGUGCUCAGAAAAUAUGAAAUCCCAUGACACGCUAUAUCCCAGUGAAAAUUUAACUGAUUUACGACCUAAUUCGGACUAUUUCAAGAAACUUCCUUUCGAAAUUUUGGAACCAUAUUUCAAGGAGCUUGAUGAUAGAAUUGAGAAUUUAAUUCCGUCAAAUGCACACAGAUUCCUGACGGAGUUCUUUCAGCAAGAUUUGUCCGGCGAGGAAUCGCACAUCAGGAUUGAUGACCUACGCUUUCCAAAUAAAAAAUACUUGAACAAGCAAUAUUACAUUUCAGAUAUACCCAGUCACUGGUACUGGCAAGAUAUUGGCACUUUGACAGGAUUCAGGCUGAUUGCUGAGCAUGUGAUGGACGCGAAAAUAGGAGGUUUAGGUACAAAGGUAGAAGGGUUAAGCUCAAGGAUGGACAAAUUAGAGGCAAAGAUGGAAGAUUUAAAUGACAAGGUGCAUGAAAUUCGUGGUUGGAUAGCAAGGUAA